GCUGCAGUAGGCGGCGUCAACCGUGUGUUAAUUCUUUGCUCUAUCAAGCUAUCUUAUUUGUUCAAUGAGUCAAUACACUUUCUUUUUUUCUUUUCUACCAGACCCCAGCACAUAAUCAAAACUGGCUGACUGGUAAACCUGAAUAGGGGGCUGAGAAGAUCCGUAGUUUCCGGCACCUACGUACUUACUCAGGUUUUUCCCUUUCUAGGUCAUUAGGGAGAUCUUAAUAAUUAGGUACUACAUUCACUUUCACAUUCACAUUCACUUUUGCCGCCCGUGCUAUUCCAUCGCACAUUCCUUAGACGAGGCUCAGCCUAACUCCGGAUUCACACCAUCGUUUCGUCUAAUUCACGGUCGCUUCGCAUCAAGCAUUACCUAUAGAUCUUAAUAAGGCCUUAAUCGGAGUCCUUUCGGAUUCCUUUCGGAUUCCUUUUGGAGUCCUUUCAGAGCCCUUUCAGAGCAUCUCCCAAGUUGAUAAGAUGCAGCGAAACAUUCGGGGGCCUCGAUCUGCCCUCACAGAUUAUCUGGCUUCCCAGAAUAUUUCGGCCAGGCAAAUCCGCGCUAAUCACGAGGCUCGCCUUAGGUCUGCUGCUGCUACUGCUGCCUCAGACCAAGCCGUCGCAUCCACAUCAACAACACAGGAUGUAGAAACUACAGAAUCCGCAGGGGCCGCAGAAGCCGCAGAAACCGUAGAAGAUGGUGAGGACGACGCCGACUCUUCAGUGGCUGCAAACACCCGUCAAGCAACGACCCGAAAGCGGAAGCAGGCAGUUGCGGCGCUUGAGAAAAUCAAGAACUCCAAGCCAUCCAAACAACGCAAGUCGCGCCGAAAUGCCCCUGACAACGAAUCCGACGACGAGGUACUUGAUAGAAGCGCAGCUCCCGUGCCCGGCCAGCUUGAGAACUGUGAGCAGUGCGGCAAGCGAUUCACGGUAACCACGUAUUCACGUGCCGGUCCGGAGGGAGGCCUGCUUUGUGCCCAGUGUAGCAUCAAGCUAACCAAAGAAGAGAAUGCUGCUAAGAGCGCUUCUAAGAAAGGCAAGCAGAAAGCGACCGCGGUUCCUACUAGACGUGAACGAAGAAAGAUUCAGAGCCUUAUACUGGAUGGCCAAAUCGGAGUCAAGACCUUGAUGACCCUCUGCGUCGAGACCCUAGCUAACAACAUUCACCUUGCUGACGAUCUCGGUGAUCUACCUCUACCUGCUAUUGAUCGCAUAUCCAGACAGCUGUCUAAGCGCCGUCUUAUGAGCCCUAAGACCCUAGAUCUAUUCCUCCAGCCCCAAAUUCAGGAUAUCAUGAUUUAUGAUGGAGGUCGCCUAGGCUCGGAUGACUACACCCGAAUUUUCCAAAUCUGCUCCAAUCUUAAGACCCUCAAAUUGCGCAACGCGAUCCAAUUCAAAGAUGACGUCAUGGAGUACUUGAUCGGAAGACAUUUCGCUCUGGAUGCCUUCUACAUAUCUGGCGCGAACCUACUCAGCAAUGAAAGCUGGGAUAAAUACCUAAAGGCGAAGGGACAAAGCCUUCAAAGUCUCCAAGUCUAUUUCACAGAUCGUCAUUUCGGUAACAGCACUGUAGAGUCUCUACGCAAGUACUGCCCAUCUCUAACCCGGUUGAAAAUAUGCCACAACCAAGCAGUCACCGACGAAGGAAUAGAACAUAUUGCACAGCUUCAUAAGCUCGAGCACUUAGGUCUGCGUCUUGUCAGUCAGACCCAGACGAUGCCUUAUGUCAAUGUUGUAGAGAAGAUAGGGAGCCAGUUGCGUACCCUCUCUAUCAGAGAUGUCCCUGCUGUUGACGAUCGCCUGCUUGAUGCAAUCCAUGAACACUGCGCUCGACUAGUUAAGCUUCGCAUCACAAAUAGUGAGGUCAUGACCGAUGCAGGCUUUGUUAGGCUCUUCAAAGAUUGGAAGAACAGACCCCUCCUAUUCGUGGACCUAGAACUAUGCCGUCAUAUCGACGCAGGAAACCCCAGAAUAAACCAGCAUAUGGUUGGCUUCUGCUCGGGCGGUUUCCGAGCCUUGAUGAAGCAUUCGGGCAAGCUCUUGAAAAAGCUCAACAUCCACGGAUGCAGACACAUAUCCGGUGAGGCGUUUGAAGAUGUGUUCGCUGUUGGAAAGGUCUAUCCUGAUCUUUUAGAUCUGGAGAUCAGUUUCUGCGAGGAGGUGACAGAUCUGAUCGUUGGGCUGAUCUUCAAAAGCUGUCCCAGUCUAAAGAGACUGAAUGUCUUUGGAUGCAUGAAGGUGAAGGACGUGCGAGUCCCUAGAGGCAAAAUCUUAGUCGGUGUCCCGAACGCAAUAGGGAUGAUCAUCGAAGGUACCGAAGAUUGAAUCGGAUGUGUUUAUCCUCCUUUUAAGAUACCCGACUUGAACGCAUAUUAAAGAUACCAGGCGUAAUGCAGGGCACGGCUCUAAGCAUUUGGCGUUUGGUGUUGGAGGCAUUUGGCCCUGGUACUGGUUUUUACGACGACAUUUACGUGAAGCAUAGGCGUUGAAAACAAGUCAUUCUAUCCGAUCAAUUAUGGUGCAUAGCCAGCCUAAAGUGUUUACGGUAGGAAAUUGCUUUGCUUUGCUGAUAUUCUUGUGAUUUUUCUUGCGGGACACUGCCGUCGUCAAUCAACGAGCAUGUCACAUAUGAUGCCACCAAAAAGGUGUCGACGAUAAUAAUCCUUCAUUGCGAGUCAAUAAUCUCCGCGUGCUUUACAUGGCUCACAACAAACGUGUACAUAUCCAGGUAGUCGGCCAGUUGAGUUAUUAACUUAGAUACCUUGGAGCACGAUAUGCUAGCUUAG
Molecule: messenger RNA, 2788 nt
Organism: Daldinia vernicosa
Lineage: Eukaryota; Fungi; Ascomycota; Sordariomycetes; Xylariales; Hypoxylaceae
Product: RNI-like protein
Exons: 3
Coding region: 480-2327 (615 amino acids)
Biological process (GO): SCF-dependent proteasomal ubiquitin-dependent protein catabolic process
Cellular component (GO): SCF ubiquitin ligase complex
Source: RefSeq, a predicted model, not a curated record